AUGGCAGAUCUGACACCGCAGCAGCAUCGCAUUUUCUGCUGGUCAACUUCUCGUUGUCUCUCAACCGUCUUCAUGAAAUGUCUGUCGAUGACAGAGGGCGCUUUGGCCUGGCUGGAACCGUUUAGCACGGCAGAGCAUUAUGGUCCCCAGGGACGUCUGUUGCCCCCAGGCGUGGUCCCAAAAGAGCCGGACUACAAGCAUGCCUGGGUUAAACAGAAGCUGGAGGGCGACUUUGAAGGCCACAGCUUGGUUUUUGUUAAAGACCUAGCUUAUGCCGUCACGGAAAGGCUGCAGUUUCUCCCCAACGGUUACCGCCAUUCUUUCCUCAUCCGCCAUCCACUGAAGAGCUUCAUGUCAUUUUACCGCUUGUUGAAAAAGACAUUUGGAGAGAGCGAAGUUGACUUCCAGGGCUGGUUACCACAGAAGGGGUUCGGCUACGGGGAGCUUGCAGAGCUUGCAGAUUACGUCGAAAGAGACCUCAGGCAACCACUGGUGAUCGUGGACGCUGACGACAUCCAGAGACAGCCCAAAGUCAUGGUGGAGAAGUACUGCCGCGCUUUGGGGCUGCCAUUCUCUGAAUCUAUCCUGACCUGGGAGCCAGGCAUACCCAAAAAUUGGAUCCUGCGGAAGGCUAUAACAGAAGCAGGAGAUUACUCCCCCUUUAUUGCCACAAUGGUGAAUAGCCACUCCUUCAUUCGCAGCAGUUGCCAGACAACCAUUAGUCAAGAGGAGGUGCCUCAGGUCGUAAAAGAGAUGGUUGAAGUCGCCCUUCCCUUCUAUGAAAAACUUCACGCACGGCGUCUCCUCCCAUCUUAG
Molecule: messenger RNA, 816 nt
Organism: Acanthaster planci (crown-of-thorns starfish)
Lineage: Eukaryota; Metazoa; Echinodermata; Asteroidea; Valvatida; Acanthasteridae
Source: RefSeq, a predicted model, not a curated record